Molecule: messenger RNA, 2525 nt
Organism: Pongo pygmaeus (Bornean orangutan)
Lineage: Eukaryota; Metazoa; Chordata; Mammalia; Primates; Hominidae
Gene: PIH1D1
Product: PIH1 domain containing 1
Exons: 9
Coding region: 1571-2443 (290 amino acids)
Biological process (GO): box C/D snoRNP assembly; rRNA processing
Cellular component (GO): cytoplasm; ribonucleoprotein complex; R2TP complex
Source: RefSeq, a predicted model, not a curated record
ACCCGAUGGCCCCGCCUACGUCCCCCACGGGGAAGCGUAUUUAGGAGCAUGCGCACUGCUUAAAACGGGGAGGAAGGGGAGCCGGCGAUGUAGGUACUUUGCGAAUAGUUAGGAGGGCUCUGGAUUUAGAAGGAUCGGCGUGGCCGGGCACGAUGGCUCUUGGCUGUAAUCCCAGCACUUUGGGAGGCCGAGGCGGGCGGAUCACCUGAGGUCGGGAGUUCGAUACCAGCCUGACCAGUAUAGUGAAACCCCGUCUCUACUAAAAUACAAACAUUAGCCGAGCUGUGGUGGUGCGCGCCUGUAAUCUCAGCUACUCAAGAGGCUGAGGCGGGAGAAUCACUGGAACCCAGGAGGUGUACAUUUCAGUGAGCCGAGAUCGCGCCACUGCACUCCAGCCUGGGUAGCAAAGGGAGACCUGUCUAAAAAAAAAUAGUAAUAAAAAAAAGGGGUCGUCCUAUUGAUGCGUCUUCCCAGUGUUUUAUAGUAGCAGGAAGUGCACGUUUUAUUUGUUUUACCUUUUAUUUUCUUGAGACAGGGUCUCCCUCUGUCGCCCAGGCCGGAGUGCAGUGGUCCGAUCAUGGCUUACUGUCGCCUCGACUUUUCGGGUUUAAACAUUACUCCUGCGUCAGCCUGCACAGUAGCUGGGACUACAGGCACAUGCCAUCAAGCCUGGCUAAUUUUUUUUUUGUAGAGACAGGAUCUUGCUAUGUUGCUCAGGAUGGUCUCGAACUCCUGGGCUCAAGCGAUCCUCCUACCUCGGCCUCCCAGCCUCAAAGUGCAGCUUUUAGUUCUAAUUAUAUUUACUAGGGGUCUAGAUCUGGACCUACUAGGAUCUAGAGCUGGCAGGAAGUGAUAAUUCAAAGAUAAAAAGGGUACCUUUUAGGAUGGACAUUGAGAUUAAGGUUUUGAAAAUGCAACCUUCACUGCAAAGUAAGGGGGCCAGUUUUGGUUGUGGAAAGAGUGUAAGUCUGGCCCUUUUUUUUUUUUUUUUAAAGAGAUGGGAUGUGGGACGUUAUCUCGUUGUAUUGCCCAAGCUGGUUUCGAACUCCUGGACUCAAGCGAUCCUCUUGCCCUGGCCUCCCAAAGUGCUGGGACUACCGGCAGGAGCCACAGCGCCCAGCCGGAAGUGUGGCUUUCAUAGAUACAGGAAGUGUGGCAUUUAGGAAUCUGCCUUGGGGUUUAUUUUUGAUUGAUGCGAGGGGCGUGGCUUGUCGAUAACGCGAUACUGGCUUGUCGAUAACGCGAUACCAGCUUGUGAAUGAACAUUGGGGUACUCGGAAGUGUGGCGUACUCCAGUCCUGUGUUUACGGAUAGACCGGAAGUGUGGCUUCAUUUACAGUCGGCACGUAGGAUGGAGAGUAGUGCAUAUAGAGACACAUGUUCCCAACGGAUUUGACGAUGGUGUUCGGUCUUGAAUGGAAUUGUAGUCUUAGGCUAGUCUUAGGUUUUUGAACAGGAUAGUAGGUAUCCGGAGUCGAUUGAGGGCCAGAGCAGUCACUGGGGUUCAGAUUCUGGGCAAAGUUCCCCACGUUGAGGGUCUCGAGGACGCCUAGAUCUCUUUCCCAGGGCCAUGGCGAACCCGAAGCUGCUGGGACUGGAGCUAAGCGAGGCGGAGGUGAUCGGUGCUGAUUCGGCGCGAUUUGAGGAGCUGCUGCUGCAGGCCUCGAAGGAGCUCCAGCAAGCCCAGACAACCAGACCAGAAUCGACACAAAUCCAGCCUCAGCCUGGUUUCUGCAUAAAGACCAACUCCUCAGAAGGGAAGGUUUUCAUCAACAUCUGCCACUCGUCCUCUAUCCCUCCUCCUGCUGACGUGACCGAGGAGGAGCUGCUUCAGAUGCUAGAGGAGGACCAAGCUGGGUUUCGCAUCCCCAUGAGUCUGGGAGAGCCUCAUGCAGAACUGGAUGCAAAAGGCCAGGGAUGUACCGCCUACGACGUAGCUGUCAACAGCGACUUCUACCGGAGGAUGCAGAACAGCGAUUUCUUGCGGGAGCUCGUGAUCACCAUCGCCAGGGAGGGCCUUGAGGACAAAUACAACUUGCAGCUGAAUCCGGAAUGGCGCAUGAUGAAGAACCGGCCAUUCAUGGGCUCCAUCUCGCAGCAGAACAUCCGCUCGCAGCAGCGUCCUCGGAUCCAGGAGCUGGGGGACCUGUACACGCCCGCCCCCGGGAGAGCUGAGUCAGGCCCUGAAAAGCCUCACCUGAAACUGUGGCUGGAAGCCCCUGACCUCCUCUUGGCCGAAAUUGACCUCCCUAAACUGGAUGGAGCCCUGGGGCUGUCACUGGAGAUCGGGGAGAACCGCCUGUUGAUGGGGGGCCCCCAGCAGCUGUAUCAUCUAGACGCCUAUAUCCCACUGCAGAUCAACUCUCAUGAGAGCAAGGCAGCCUUCCACCGGAAGAGAAAGCAAUUAAUGGUGGCCAUGCCGCUUCUGCCGGUGCCUUCUUGAUCAGGGUGUCUCCCUGUGCUUCUGAGAUGUGGAGAAGAGGCUGCUGGCUUCUCUAAAGUUGAAAUAAAAGAUUUUUGCCUUU